Molecule: messenger RNA, 4929 nt
Organism: Physeter macrocephalus (sperm whale)
Lineage: Eukaryota; Metazoa; Chordata; Mammalia; Artiodactyla; Physeteridae
Product: RE1-silencing transcription factor-like
Exons: 4
Coding region: 1767-4847 (1026 amino acids)
Biological process (GO): positive regulation of transcription by RNA polymerase II; negative regulation of neuron differentiation; negative regulation of DNA-templated transcription
Cellular component (GO): transcription repressor complex; nucleus
Molecular function (GO): DNA-binding transcription repressor activity, RNA polymerase II-specific; transcription cis-regulatory region binding
Source: RefSeq, a predicted model, not a curated record
UAUCCAUUCUAUAUAUAAUAGAUUACAUCUGCUAACCCUAACUUCCUACUCUAUCCCUCUCCCAACUCCCCCUCCCCCUUGGCAACCACAAGUCUCUCAAGGUUUUUAAUGCAGACAAAAUUGCCCUAUUAUGGAAAAAAAUGAGAGGACAUUUAUUAGGGAGAGAAAUGAGCACCAGGAUUUAAGGCAGGAAGGGAUAGGCUAAGUCUUCUGUUUUGUGCAAAUGCAGUGGGGUUUAGGGUUAGGACUGCCCUUAGUAUAUAAAGCUGCUAACCCCCAAGCCUUGAAGGGGAAGGAUAAACACCAGCCACCAGUCUUUUUUUUUUUUUUUUAAUUUAUUUAUUUUAUAUAUAUUUUGACUGUGUUGGGUCUUCUUUGCUGCGUGUGGGCUUUCUCUAGUUACAGUGAGUGGGGGCUACUCUUCGUGGCUUUGCGUGGGCUCUAGAUCGCAGGCUCAGUAGUUGUGGCACAUGGGCUUAGUUGCUCUGCGGCAUGUGGGAUCUUCCCGGACCAGGGAUCAAACCCAUGUCCCCUGUAUUGGCAGGCGGAUUCUUAACCACUGUGCCACCAGGGAAGUCCCCAGCUGCCAGUCUUUUGUUUGUACAACAAGAAGGCCUGGACAAUGAGAACCCUUUUUCUGCAUUGAUUCCAUUGAUACUUUGUCUCUGAAGUCAGGAAAUACAUUGCCAGUAGGGGACUGCCUUUUAAAGUAGUUUUGAUUUGGACAAUACCCCUGGCCACCCAGAACCCUGUGAGUUCUACGUUAAUGAUGUUGAAGUGGUCUGCUUUCCCUCGGACAGAACUGUCUCUAAUUCAGCCUCUAGAUUAGGGAGUCUUUAAAGCUCAUUACACAUGGUAGUCUAUGGAAAGAUUGGAAAGAUUGUCAGUGCUGUGGAAGGGGAACACUGAUAGAACAUCAUAAAAGUCUGGAAGAAUUACAUGAUUGAAGUUGGCUGUUGUUAUAGGAAAAGCUGUGAAGACCGUCAAGCCCCAAAGAGUAAAUUCCUGCUGGAGAAAACUGUGUCCAGAUGUUGUGCAUGACUUACAGGAUUUACAACAGAGCCAAUCAAGGAAAUCAUGAGAUUCUGGAUAUGGCAAAAAGAAAAAGAAAAAAGGUGGAGGGUGAAGGGUUUCAAGAUAGGGAUCUUGGAGAAAUUCAAGAGCUAAUAAACACAUCAGAGGAAUUAAGAUGACUUGAUGGAGAUGAGUGCUUUCGAACCAGCGCUAGAUGAUGAGGAAUAAGAUGCAGAAGAAGCAGUGUCAGAAACAAAUUGACAGUCUGGCAGAAGGGUUCUGAUUAUUCAAGACUGUUUUUGACUCCUUUCACCGCAUGGACCUUCUGUGAUACAGGCACUAACACUAAAGCAAAGCGUUGGAAGGAUUGGUACCACAUAGAAACAUUUUGGGAGAAAUAAAAAAAGCAAAAAAGUCAGAAAAAUUAGGAUGUAUUUCCAUCAAGUUACAUGAGUGUGCCUGGCUCUCCUGCCUUACCCUUCAUCUUCACUUCUUCCACCCCUUAGACAGCAAGGCCAGCCCCUCCUCUUUCUCCUCUCAGCCUACUCAGUGUAAAUGACGACUAGUAGGAUGAAGACGUUUGUGAUGAUCCACUUCCACUUAAUGAAUAGUAAAUAAUCAUCAUACUAUACAGUUAAUGAACUUAUCUGUUGAGUGUGAGUGUCUUGUGAAAAUCUAGUAACUUUAUGGCAAGAACCCUGAGACGUUAUUGUGUCAUCAUCUUUAUCGCCUACAGGUUCAUUGUGUAGAACAUGGUGUGCAAAACCUGUAUUGAAGUGGAUAGCCUAUCCUUACAUUGGUAUAAGAACCCCGUUAUGGCCACCCAGGUAAUGGGGCAGUCUUCCGGAGGAGGUGGUCUGUUCACCGGCAGUGGCACCAUGGGCAUGGCCUUGCCUAACGACAUGUAUGACUUGCCUGAUCUCUCCAGAGCUGAACUGGCUGCGCCUCAGCUCAUCAUGUUGGCAAAUGUGGCCUUAACUGGGGAAGUAAACGGCGGCUGCUGUGAUUACCUGGUUGGCGAAGAAAGACAGAUGGCAGAAUUGAUGCCUGUAGGGGAUAACAACUUUUCAGAUAGUGAUGGAGAAGGACUUGAGGAGUCUCCUGAGGUAAAAGGCGAGCCCAGUGGGCUGGAAAACAUGGAACUGGAGAGUUUGGAACUCAGUGUUGUCCAACCACGGCCCGUGUUUGAGGUGUCAGCUGCCUCAGAACCGUACAGCUCAAAUAAAGAUCUUCCUCGGGAAACACCUGUAGCAGAGGACAAAUGCAAGAACUUGAAGACCAAGCCCUUUCGCUGUAAACCAUGCCAGUAUGAAGCAGAAUCUGAAGAACAGUUUGUGCAUCACAUCCGAGUUCAUAGUGCCAAGAAAUUUUUUGUGGAGGAAAGUGCAGAGAAGCAAGCCAAAGCCAGGGAAUGCGGCUCUUCCACUGGGGAAGAGGGAGAUUUCUCCAAGGGCCCCAUUCGCUGUGACCGCUGUGGCUACAAUACCAAUCGCUAUGAUCACUAUACUGCUCACCUGAAACACCACACCCGAGCCGGGGACAAUGAGCGAGUCUACAAGUGCAUCAUUUGCACGUACACCACAGUAAGCGAAUAUCACUGGAGGAAACACUUGAGAAACCAUUUUCCAAGGAAAGUAUACACAUGUGGAAAAUGUAACUAUUUUUCAGACAGAAAAAACAAUUAUGUUCAGCAUGUUCGAACUCAUACAGGAGAACGUCCAUAUAAAUGUGAACUUUGUCCUUACUCAAGUUCUCAGAAGACUCAUUUAACCAGACAUAUGCGUACUCAUUCAGGUGAGAAGCCAUUUAAAUGUGACCAGUGCAGUUAUGUGGCCUCUAAUCAACAUGAAGUAACCCGUCACGCAAGACAGGUUCACAAUGGGCCUAAACCUCUUAACUGCCCACACUGUGACUACAAAACCGCAGAUAGAAGUAACUUCAAAAAACACGUGGAGCUACAUGUUAAUCCACGGCAGUUCAACUGCCCUGUAUGUGACUAUGCAGCUUCCAAGAAGUGUAAUCUGCAGUAUCAUUUCAAAUCUAAGCAUCCUACUUGUCCUAAUAAGACCAUGGAUGUCUCAAAAGUGAAACUAAAGAAAACCAAAAAGCGAGAGGCUGACUUGCCUGAUAACAAAAUCACCAAUGAGAAAACAGAAACAGAGCAGACAAAAAUGAAGGGGGAUGUGACUGGGAAGAAAAAUGAGAGGUCUGUAAAAGUGGAGAAAAAAGAUAAUGUUUCAAAAGAGAAAAAGCCUUGUAGUAAUGCCUCAAGCCAGGUGACUACCAGAACUCGCAAAUCGGCAAUGGAAGCUAAAGAAAUGGACGUGCACCCAGGAAAUAAUUCAGAAAAAAGCUGUAAAAGCAAGAAAAGCAAAAGGAAGACAGAAGCUGAAACCCGUUCCUUACAAGAACCUGUUAAUGAUGAGGAACCUGUGACAAAAAAGAAAAAGAAGGCAGAAAGCAAAUCCAGAAAUAGUCAGGAAGUGCCAAAGUGUGACAGCAAAGUAGAGGAGAAUAAAAAACAAAGUAUUUGCAUGAAAAACAGUGCAAAGAAGAAAACUCUGAGAAGUAAAUCAUGUAAAAAAAGCAGCAAGCCUGCUCAGAGGAGGCCCACUCAGAUAGAGCCUCCUACUCCCACGGAGUCUGCUGAGGGGGGACCUGUUCAGACGGAGCCUCCUCCUGCUACCCCCCCAUCUCCUCCUCCUCCUCCUCCUCUUACCCCCGUGGGGUAUGCUGAGGUCGAGGUUGUUCAGACGGAGCCGCCUCCUCCUCCUCCUUCUCCUCUUCCCUCCGUGGGACAUGCUGAGGUUGAGGUUGUUCAGACGGAGCCGCCUCCUCCUCCUCCUCCUCCUCCCCCCCCAUCUCCUCCUCCUCCUCUUCCACCUCUUACCCCCGUGGGGCAUGCUGAGGUCGAGGUUGUUCAGAAGGGGCCUGUUCAUGCGGAGCCUCCUCCUCCCAUGGAGCUGAUCCCCAAAAGGUCUCCUCAAAAAGAUAAUGGCAAGGAAAAGUCCAACAUGCAGAGUGAAAUGGCACAGAAGGAGCAAGUCCUCAUUGAAGUUGGCUUAGUGCCUGUUAAAGACAGGCAGCUUCUAAAGGAAAGUGCCGGUGCACAGGAUCUCUUACCACCAUCACCACCUCUGCCAAAGGAAAACUUAAAAGAGGAAGAGUCAGAAGACCAAAAAGUAGUCCCUGCAGGCGAAGGACAUAAAGAAGCUCCUCUUCAAAAAGUGGAAGCAGAAGAGGCAGAUAAGAGUCUAGCUGGUCUUGCUGCUGUUACCAAGGCAUCUGCCAAUAUUUCAUCCUCUGAACAAAACUUGAAUAUGCCAGAGGGUGAAACUUUAGAUGGUAAACAUCAGGCUGACGCUAUGCUUUGUGAAAUGAAGAUGGACACUGAUGAGAAGAAAACAGAGAAUCCCUCCGGCAGAGACUCGGCAGUUGAAGAACCAGCUUCACCACCACUUCUUCCUCUACCGCUAGAAAAAUGUGAAGCAGUGUCCACAGCUACUGUGGCAUCACCUCCUGUCACCGUGGCAGUAAAUGAGUCUCAGGAAAUGGAUGAAGACGAAGGCAUCCACAGUCAUGAUGGAAGUGACCUAAGUGACAACAUGUCAGAGGAUAGUGAUGAUUCUGGAUUGAAUGGGGCUCGGCCAGUUCCACAAGAGGCUAGUAGAAAAAAUGGAAAGGAAGCCUUGGCAGUCAAAGUGGCCGAGGGAGAUUUUGUUUGUAUCUUCUGUGAUCGUUCUUUUAGAAAGGAAAAAGAUUACAGCAAACACCUCAAUCGCCAUUUGGUUAAUGUAUACUUCCUUGAAGAGGCAGCUCAAGGGCAGGAGUAAAUAAACUUUGGGCAAGGCUUCAGUUCUUAGUUUGUAAGGUCUGUGACAUUUUGUAUUGAUUUGUAGUAAUAGACAACCUUUU